AAAGGGCCCUUUUGAAAUUAGGGUUUCCAUCUUUGGCAAAGGUUGACUUUUUUGCCUUUGAGGAAAGAUCGAACUCCAGCUUGGCCGCUCUCCAGCAGCGGAAGCUAACGGAGCAAGAAGAGAACUUUCGCCGCCAAGGCACACGCAUUGGACACCAUGGUGAAGUACUCGAGAGAGCCCGAUAAUCCCACCAAGUCUUGCAAGGCUAGGGGCUCUGAUCUCAGGGUUCAUUUCAAGAACACAAGAGAGACGGCCUUUGCUAUAAGAAAGCUGCCUUUGGCCAAAGCGAAGAGGUACCUGGAGGAUGUGCUGGUGCACAAACAAGCGAUACCAUUCCGACGAUUUUGCCGUGGCGUCGGAAGGACUGCUCAGGCAAAAAACAGGCACUCUAAUGGACAAGGGCGGUGGCCGGCGAAAUCGGCUAGAUUCAUUCUCGAUUUGUUGAAGAAUGCUGAGAGUAAUGCUGAAGUGAAGGGUUUGGACGUUGAUGCGCUCCAUGUAUCUCAUAUCCAGGUCAACCAGGCUCAGAAGCAGAGGCGCCGCACCUACAGGGCUCACGGAAGAAUCAACCCGUAUAUGUCAUCUCCUUGCCACAUCGAGUUGAUUUUGUCAGAAAAGGAAGAACCCGUGAGGAAAGAGCCGGAGACUCAGUUGGCAACAAGCAAGUCUAAGAAGUCGCAAGCUUGAGGCGACCUCGUUUUUCCUUUUAAACUAUUUGCCGUAUAGUAUACAGGAGAUUUGUCCUCACCCUUUGGUACGAGGAACACUUUCUUCCUCAGUGCUUGCUCAAUUGAAUAUUUUCCAGGUUCUUGGUUA
Rhodamnia argentea is the source of this 816-nucleotide messenger RNA. RefSeq names its product 60S ribosomal protein L17-2. The coding region runs from base 157 to 687 and encodes 176 amino acids. The transcript is spliced from 8 exons. Gene Ontology annotation, cellular component: ribosome; cytosolic large ribosomal subunit. Gene Ontology annotation, molecular function: structural constituent of ribosome. NCBI's taxonomy places the organism in Eukaryota, Viridiplantae, Streptophyta, Magnoliopsida, Myrtales, Myrtaceae. The record is from RefSeq and is a predicted model, not a curated record. Gene Ontology annotation, biological process: cytoplasmic translation.